UCGGCCCUCGUGCGCUCGGUGCCUGACAGGCGCUCACGAGAAGGGGGCGGAGGCUUGCGCGCGCCUGGGAAAAUGUUGCGCAGGUUCUAAAAUGGAACGUUGGAGGCGGCGUGAUUGAGCGCGCGAGGGGGGUGUGCGUGCGUGUGUAAGUGAGAGUAAGUCCAAGCGAGCGUUGCAAUAACAGCAGCAGCAGCAGCAAAAAUAAAAAAUAAAAAAAGGCGCUCAAGACUCCGCGGCACGUAGACGGACCCCGCACUGAAUCUGGGAACAGCCGCCUCCUCAUUUCUCCCUGUAUGGAGCUUUCCGCUAUCGGGGAGCAGGUGUUUGCGGUGGAGAGCAUCAGGAAGAAGCGCAUAAGGAAGGGUAAAGUGGAAUACCUGGUGAAAUGGAAAGGAUGGCCUCCCAAAUACAGCACGUGGGAGCCAGAGGAUCACAUUCUUGACCCUCGCCUGGUGAUGGCUUAUGAAGAGAAGGAAGAACGAGAGCGUGCCUCCGGUUACAGGAAGAGAGGCCCCAAACCGAAGGGCCUUUUGCUGCAGAGGCUGUAUAGUAUGGACUUGAGGAGAAACAACUUGACAGGGACCAAGGGAGGGCAGGCAGAGCUGUCUGAGAAGAGUGGUGGAGGAGGGGUGCUGCCUUUCCCUCUUCGGAAGCAGAACAAGAACCAGAAGUACUUGCGCCUCUCAAGGAAGAAGUUCAACCGCAUGUCAAGCCUGGAGAACCGAAAUCGCCGCCGGGAGUUUUUCCUGAAGGAACCGAUAGCACUGGAGGACAGGCAGACCCCCAAUGACUGGGAUGAGGCCACACAACCUGCCAGCAAAGAGGUGGGCUCAGAUACAGCAGAAGGCUCCCUUUCAUGGAGCCCAGCCCUGCCCCCAAACGAAGUAACAGUGACGGACAUCACAGCAAACUCCAUUACCGUGACUUUCAGAGAAGCACAAAUGGCAGAGGGCUUCUUCCGAGACCGGAGCAUCCAGUUCUAAAACUCCAUUUUUAUUUUGUGUUUUUCUCUUUUUUUCAUGUUUGGGGAUUUUCCCCACCUCCUGUGUUCCUAAUUUUUUUCCCCUUAUGGCAGGUGAUUUAAGUAUAUUCUGUAACAAAAUCCAAAAAUUUUCCUUCACAGAUGUUUACAGAGGAUUUUGAUUUUGACUGUUGAUGCCUCGCUGACUUAAUUUUCUCCCCCUGCUCCUCUUUCAAGUACGCAAAAAUCACAACAAAAAAAAGGCAGUGUGGGGGUGCCUGUAUGUGUUUUUUUUUUCUCAUUUGUUACUAUAGAUAUAUAUAGAGAGAAUAUAUAGAUAUAUUACUUGUCUGUUACUGCUUUGUGCAUUUUGGAAACUGAAGCUCUUUUCACUGGCAAAGAUGUUUAUUUGCUGUGCUCUGUAGAAGAAUGUCCACUCCUUAUACCGAUAAUAGUGAACUGGUAAUUGAAAUGAGAAGUUGCAAGUCCAGAAAUAGGAAAGAGGCCAAAUGUCCUUGCAUUCUUCCAUGUUUCAUAGUAUAUUUUUCUUUGUCAAGCUGCUUCCCUAGUCAGUUCCCUUCCCAGAGGUAUUAGUGGACCCUUCUGCUUCAGCAAGGGGUCCUUGUUUGAUGCUUCCUCCCUUAUCCGUACUGUACUCAGUGUGGUCUUCAGGUGUUUUACAGUGCUUCCGUAAAUGCUGCAGUUUGGAAGAUUACACAUAGAUACCCUGGUCUGCUUGUUUGUGCGCUCUAUGGGAGCACCUACAUUGGUGCUUUCCUCACUCAUGGUUUCCAUUCAACAGGAAUGCAAAAAGUCGUACCACACCAACUAGGUGUAUCUAUGUUGCCCUUGCCUGUCCUGUGUGUGUAGACCAGCAUUUUCUAACUCUUCUUAGGAAAUUAUGUCUUCUUGGAAGAUUAACAGGAGUCAUUCAGUGUUUACCACUACCCGUUUGUCCCUACAAUGCACAAGCUAAUGAGUUUGUUCUGAAAUGUCUAGUGCUCAUAUUUGGCUUGCGUAGAGCUAUAGUGAGGCUCAGCAGGACUGGCCGUUGACCCUCCCUGAGUUUAUAGUUUGCUGUAUAAAUUUGCCACACCCAGGAAUUCUAUGGCAGACAUGCAGUAUCUGAUAACUGGAUGUGGAAAGGGUUCUCUGCGAGCAUAAAGUUUGGAAUUCACUUGCGGAGGCUGUCAAUUUAGUAAUGUUUAUCGGUAUGCAGGAUGGUAGAGGAACCUCAAGGCCAUGUGGAUUGUGGGCAUUGGAUAUGCAUUAGAAAAUUGUAUAGUGCAUACCUGAAAACCAGCUGGCAUACAUGGUACCUAAAGAAAAGUGGAUACGAUUUCCACCAGCUAGCUAACGGAGUAAUGAUGUCUGAAUACUGUGCCACUACUGUUAGCAGCUAAUGAAUGGUAGCUUUACAUAUCUUUCACCUAUUGUCUUUGGAUUCAUAAGCCUUGACUAAAGAUAAAGUUGCUCUGCAAGUGUAAUCUUGUGUGUGUAAAUAAUUGGAAGAUUUUUGUGCUAAGGUGGCUGCUUCUUCAACCAGUUAUGCUUGAACAUAUCUUCCUGUUGUUAUUGUGAUGGUGUUAAGGUGUGCGUACAACUGAGAAGUUCUUGAAAAUGACCUUUGCCAGGAAUCUCUCCUUUAAAAAAACAAGGCAGGCUCAGGGUGAAUAAGAAACAGUGCAUGUUCAAGCUUCCGGGAACUUUGCUGUUGGAUUUUAUUUGGGCAGGGGAUAUUGUUCUCUUUUCCAUGAAGUUUGUUUCAGUAUAUCUUUGAGAGUCACAGCUCCUUUUUAUGGGAUGAAACAGGGGAGGUAGGAUUGAGAGACUUUUUGUGGGGGCAGAAGAGCUGUUGGCUGAGAGCAUAAACAUGGACCAUGGGCUGAAAUGGAUAUUGGCCAAUUCAUCCUCUCUGGUCAAGUAAGGAGUCUGAAGUAUUGACAGAAGUGGGAUGCGAUUAUGAGAGACUUGUGAAUUUUUGCUUUGAAGUGACCCGUGAAGGAGUAUGCUUUCAUUGAUGAUAUUCUGCUAGUUGUUAUUCAUAACCCUUGGAUACUCUUUUCUGUGAAGGUCCCAAGCGAUGGUGUCUUUUCUGUGAAGGUCCCAAAAUCUUUGCCAGGGAGAAGCUGCUUGUAGUUCCACAGAGCCUUGUCUUGCACUUUAAUGCCUUGAGACUUGUGCUGGACUUUUUUGUGGGUUUUUCUUUUUUUAAAGGAAUUGUUGUAUCUUCAAACUGUAUAGUUAUGUUCCUGUGUAUUUGUGCUUCUUUUUAAAUGGACUUAAACAAUCCAAAACUCCAGAAAAUGUAUCUUCUUAUGGAAAUAGCAGGCAAGAGUCUAGGAACAAGGGCUGCAAUCCUAACCAUAUGUACCUGGGGGUAAAUCCCACUAGAAUUAAUGGGAUUUGCUUCUGAGUAAAAAUGUUUAGGAAUGAAGUAUGAAACCGAUGGAGCAUUUGAUGCUGGGAUGCAUCUUUGACUUCUUCCACUCGUUUUACUGACCUCAGCCUUCUUGCCAACAAAAGCUAAACUCCCCCCACCCCAAGUGUAUGUUUUCUGAAACUCUGUUCUUCUGGAGCUUUCUAAAAGUGGAGCUUAAUGUUCUGUGGAGAUUCUAAGUCUAAUCUGCUUGUACAGCCUUUUUUUUUUUGCUGCAAAAUUUGGCUGCAGAUUGGGUUAAACAAUCCAGUAUUUAAUACAGCAAAUUUGGAGAGAGCAUAUGGCUCUUGAAGAGCAACUGUUCUGCUGUAUAUUGUCUCCUGCCCUGGAGCUCUGAAAGGGAGAACUGGCUUUGCCAAGUCAGAAGACGUAAAUCUUAGUAUUUGCAGCUCGUUUUCACUAAAGGUGGUUUGAUUUCUUGUGUUAUGGGUAGGAGAGAAGAGGGUUUCUAGGAUUCCUUGAAAUCUUUUCUGAUGGAUUCUGAUAUAUCUCCAAGAGGUUGCAUGAUGUCCUGGUUAUCUGGAUUCCUCACUAUAAAUGUUCUCUUUCUUGCACAAGGUUAGCAAUGCAAGAAGUUGGCCCAGUGCUGAGAUUGUUCUUCAGUGGUGCAGAGCACUUUCUUUAUGUGCAGAAGGUCCUGGGUUCUGUUUUGCGAAAGCUCCAGUGAAAGGAUCUUGGGUAGCAGGUGCUGGGAAAGACCUUUUCUGUGCGGGAGACCUUGGAGAGCAGCUGCCCUGCCAGUCAAAGCAGAUCAUGACCUGCUAGAGGGACUAAUGGUUUGACAUUGAAUAAGGUAGCUUUACGUGUUCAAGUUCGCCAGAUAUAGGAACAAGAACCGGCUUUCCUUUUAAACAAAUAGAAGAGGGACAUAGCAAACUUUAAACUUUAAAUUUGAACACACACACACACCCCAAUUGGAUUGUUUAUUAGGUUCUGACCCUGACCCCCCCCCCUUCCCCCGAUGCUAGAGCCGCAAAAUUCCCUGUGUUUCAUUGGCGGGUGUUUUUCCCACUCUGCAGACCUCUUCUACAGAGUGUUCUUCUGCAGGCCUUUAUGCCUUUGUAGGUUCACUUGCUGUCAGUUGUGGGUGUUGGGUAUGUUUAUGACAUCAGGACGCUUCUCUGAAAUGAAUGUCAGAUUCCUGUUCAAGUGAGGCAUGUUGUCAAGGGCAGACCAUCUGUGAAGGAUUGUUGACUCAGAGGCUGACGGGCAGCACCUUAUUCUGAAGCAGUUAGUAGGUGACAAUGCUGGAAAUGCUUCUCUGGGUCACGGUCGUUCCUGCUGUUAAAGACAUCGUUACAGGGGCCAACUGAAUAGGAAGCCAGUUCAGAGUGAAGAGUCUGAUUCACAAAGAUCUCAUGCCACAGCAGUAUAGCAUAAGGUGCCACAUAUAUGGUAAACCCCCUCCCCCUUUACUAUAAAUGUCCACAGGGAAUGAAAACCUCGCUGUGGCUAGGAUUUCUAAUAUACUCUGUUGUAGGAAGGGAAUAGACUUGUUUUCCUAGAUCUUUCUGUCUGGCACACAGCAGAGAACUUGUGAAAGGAAACGUGCUUUAUGUUGUCACCUGAUAUCAGACGUGGUUCUGGUUCUUCUAAAGGCCAUGGCUACAUUACAGAUGUAUGUCAUUUUUACUGUAAUUUAACUUUUCUGGGUAGCUUUCCCAAGAAUCCUGGGAGGAAAUAGUUUAAUGAGUGCCCUGAGAAUUCUGUGAUCUUGCAGUGCGGGGAUGACUGGUAAAGCUGUCUAAAUCGGGUAUGUACAUUUGAACUAAUUCUAUUCCCAUUUCUAUAUAUCUGCAUAGAGGAGGAAACCCUGGCAGUUAAUAUAGUAGAAACGGCUUCUCUUUUUUUUUAGUUUUAAACUUUCAGAACUGUUUCUGGUUACUAAGAUCUGUCCUUAUGUGAAACUAUUUCCAGCCAUGUAUUUUUCUGUGUAUCACUACAGGGCCGACACCUACUACCAACUGAUUAGAAGUGUAUAAAUGUGUGUGAGGCUGGGCUUUUAGGAAUAAGAGGAAGCAAUUUGGUAGGAAGAACAGCACAUAACACUGUCUGCCUUGCUUGAAACUCGGGCUGUGAUGCACACAUGGCAGUGUGUCCUGCUGAAAUGUAAAAAACUUCCCUCCAGUUGAACACUUAGGAAUUGGUCUGAGUGUUUUGUUCAUUUGCUUUUUAAGUUUGAAAUGUCCUCUUCUUAAGACCUUUUAUGAUACAGGUCUGUGUUUCUGCAGUUGUGUAUUGUUAGUAAAAAUACGUGCUGUACAGAACCUCUUUUUCUCUCCCUUUCAAAGGUGGUCAGGAAUAUGAUACUGAAACUGGAGUAUAGCUACCAGCUCUGUUUCUGGUGUAAUGUAUAGUUUCAAAGUAGAGUGUGGUUAGAGUUUAAUACCGAUGAAGGAGUUUCUGGCACUCUUUAUUCCCCUUGAUGGGAUUAGUUCAAUAACUCAACACUAAUAACAGUGCUAAUAUCAAAAUAGUAUCAGCAGAAGAACAGGCCCAUCAGCUAAAAUCUUGUGUAUAUGAGCACAUAUAUACAACUGAGAGGUCAUCUAGGCUGCAGUACAUUGUAACAAUACCCAGUUAAAUGGAGUAGUUACCAGUUACCACCACUGAUAUUGUGGAUGGAUGUAGUCCAAUGGCAAUAGGAAUAGCAUGCAGUUACUCAGAGGUAGGCUGGGGGAUUGCAGAGUGCAAAUGGGUCCAAGAAAGCACUUUCCAGAGCAAUGCAACGAUGCUACACUUAAAAAGAUUUUACUUAGGUGAACAGCACCUACAGCAUCCUUAUUAUUCUAGUAUGUGGUCUUCUGCCAAAGGUUUGAGAUCCUCAGGUGGGUCAUCGGCCCCUAUAGAGCAGCCUCUUUUUUUAUGCUGCUUUCCAGAAGGACCAGCUGCUGAUGCACAUGUAUAGAGAAGCAAAAGUGCCAAUGCCUGUUGGCAUGCACACUAGAAGGAUGGCAAAGCAAGAUCCCUUUGUGGUGAAGAGGAUUCCUUUUAACACAGGCAGGUUCAGAUUAGGGUUGUCAGCAACCUGGAGAGAAAAAAUGUCCUACUCCUUCAAUAAAAGCUAAAUGGGAUGUUAUCCUCCUCCCUGCCAUAAAAAGCUUCUCCUGCACAUUUCUGUACACAUUCAGGAUGUUUUUUGCUCCAGGUUGUUGGCAAAACUGGUUGAGAUUCUCCACCCCCCAGCUCUCUUGCUUUCUCUCCGUUUCCUGGGGCCCAGCCACCCCUGCUGCCAUCACUUGGUGCGCACCUGGUGGAGCUCUCCUCUCCACCAGUGAGGUCACAGCUCUGACACCACCUCAUCCUGUCAUGUGACUCUGUUGCAGGACUUUCUGUGACAUGCUUGCCAUUUGAUGGGCUCCAUGCUGCUGCAUGGUGGUUAAAGGAGAGUCCUGUGUUUGGAAAAGUUGAAGACCACUGCCCUAGAAGAACGCUUCUCUGUGUUAAAGCUAUUGGCAGUUAUAGUUUCUCCACCACCCCCUUCUUUUGGUAAGGUACUUGUACCUUUUAAUAACUUUACAAAGUUUGAGUCUCGUGGCAUCUUUGAGGCCAAGAAAGUUUUAUUCAGGGUAUAAGC
Molecule: messenger RNA, 6978 nt
Organism: Gekko japonicus
Lineage: Eukaryota; Metazoa; Chordata; Lepidosauria; Squamata; Gekkonidae
Gene: CBX7
Product: chromobox 7
Exons: 7
Coding region: 294-983 (229 amino acids)
Biological process (GO): negative regulation of transcription by RNA polymerase II
Cellular component (GO): PRC1 complex
Source: RefSeq, a predicted model, not a curated record